This is a messenger RNA of Alternaria rosae, 1478 nucleotides long. RefSeq lists its product as uncharacterized. The transcript is spliced from 3 exons. Bases 1 to 993 code for a protein of 330 amino acids. Lineage: Eukaryota; Fungi; Ascomycota; Dothideomycetes; Pleosporales; Pleosporaceae. The record is from RefSeq and is a predicted model, not a curated record.
AUGGAUUUCAAUAACCCUAAUGCGUAUGGCGGCCAGUUCGCCAAUUCCCCGCAACACGCCCAAUUCGAUGCACAGGCGCGGCUCCAGCAACAAGCCAACCCACAUGGGCAGUAUGGGCAGUCCCCGUCGUUCCCGGGCAUGGGUGGCGCUAUGGGGAGCAAUGGCAUUCAGCCAGGAGCCCCGUAUCUCCAGCAGCGAGGUAAGCCACAGCAGCAACACCAGCUGUCGUCGCCGAGCCCCUACUCGAAUGCGCCCUAUGCGCAGACGAUGCCCUCGCCUGCCCACCACCAGUUUGCCCAGAACCGCCAGACGGCCUCCCCUGCCAGCACCACUGGCCAGGCACCCUAUGCGACACCGCAGCCACAGCCCUCGCCCAGCAGCAUGCAGACCAACGGCCAGCAGACGCCCAUGAACCUCCAGUUGCCCGUCAAGGCGGAGCCGCCCCAGGUCCAGACGCCCGUCAAGCAAGUGCCCCCGUCGCCAGUGUCGCCCGCAAACCCGGCGCGUAACGCAGACCGCGUCGCAACCCUCCUCGACAUCAACAGCAUCCUCAUCAAAGAGGUCUGCGAGCUCCAGACCCAGGGCAAGGCAGGCCAAGUAGGGCCCACACCAGAAGGGAAGCCCGAAGGCGACAAACCGCAGCCAUCCAAGGACUACAUGCGCCGCCUCCAGGCAAACCUCGCCUACCUUGCGCAAAAUGCGGAGAAGGUUCCCAAGCCUGGUCAACAGUUACAACCGGGGCCCGCCAUCAUGUCGAUACCCGCCUCACCCGCCGAGCUUGCCAAGCUAUAUACGAAGCUGCAGGAGCUGUUCCCAGGAUGGAAGGGCCAAACCCCCCAAAUGAAGCAGUCGCCCGGGCCGCAACGGAUGAACUCGAAUGCGUCACAACCACCAAAUAGCGCAGGCCUGCAGCAAAACUGGGGGCAGAAUGCUAUGCAGCAAGGCAUGCAGCAAUCACAACAGCAACAACAAACCAAGCAGGAGAACCAAUAAGGGCGGGAUAGCAACCUCCAUCGCAGGCGUAUGGACGGCGUUACUGUACUUUUAUACCUCGUGUAAUAUUGGCGUAGGCAACAUGUGCUUGUUAUGGUUUCUUUUUUGAGAGAAUGCGCAGGGUAGCUGGACAUCCGGUACUUAUGGAAUUAUUAGGCACGAGCAGUCCAAUUGAGGGAGCGUCUGUGGAUAGGCGAUUCAUAUUGGAUACAUCUCUAUAAUUCGGAAUUCAAGAUUGGUCGAUACAGGCAGCCGCAGUCGCAAGAAAAUAUAGCUAACGAGAUACUGGCAGCUCAGAAGUUACCAGAAAAUCUGCAUGGCGUCAUGACGAUUGAUUUGGUACAGCACACGAGGGAUGACAAAGCACGCUACCAAGCUUAUGUCACUGGUUCUCAGUCGCACCUUUCUCUUCACAAUCCCUGUCUGCAUCUGGCCGAACAGCAACGCGCGGUAAAUAUAACUCUGAUAUUUACUAGAAUAUUAAC